This is a messenger RNA of Uloborus diversus, 705 nucleotides long. RefSeq names its product inositol-tetrakisphosphate 1-kinase-like. The transcript is spliced from 7 exons. Gene Ontology annotation, cellular component: cytoplasm. The record is from RefSeq and is a predicted model, not a curated record. Gene Ontology annotation, biological process: inositol trisphosphate metabolic process. The coding region runs from base 118 to 705 and encodes 195 amino acids. Gene Ontology annotation, molecular function: inositol-1,3,4-trisphosphate 6-kinase activity; magnesium ion binding; inositol-1,3,4-trisphosphate 5-kinase activity. Lineage: Eukaryota; Metazoa; Arthropoda; Arachnida; Araneae; Uloboridae.
CGGGUGUGUUGUGCAAUCCGUCGGAUUCGAGAGAUCACGCGUCAUUUGUGUCACUGAUUGAGCCGCGCCUUCCAUUAAAACAUUUCGUCGAAGGCCGAGAUGAGGGAAUCCUGAAACAUGGGCUCGAAAAGACCUCUCCGCGUCGGAUAUUGGUGGAGCUCGAAGAAGAGCCUCAAAUUCAAAUACACGGAGUUCGCUGACGUCUGUAGGAAACGUGGUAUCGACCUCGUAAAGCUGGACCUUGAGCGCCCCCUGGAGGAGCAGGGCCCCCUGGAUGCCAUCGUGCACAAGCUGACCAAUGUCAUGCUGGAGGCAGAAGCCGGGGACCCCUGGGCCAUAAACGCCUGCCGAAGAUUUCGGGAGUACGUGUCUUCCCGUCCCGACCUGGUGGUGGUGGACCCCCUGGACAAGGUGGAGGUGCUGCUCAACCGCUACAACCAGUACACCGCAGUGCAGGAGAACCGCAACGGCCAAUCGGGGGAGGAGGAGGUGUUCGUGCCGGCCUUCGUGGAGCUGCACUCGCGCGACGUGCGGGAGAACCUGUCCCGGAUGAGGGCCCGGGGGAUCCGCUUCCCCAUCGUGUGCAAGCCAUUGGUAGCUCAUGGGACACCUGUAGCACAUGAGGUGAGUAGUGUUUUUUUACCCUAUCCAGUAGCAGCUUUAUACAUUCUUGCUCCCGUAUCCUACAUCUACCGAGCAAGCUAG